Molecule: messenger RNA, 462 nt
Organism: Macadamia integrifolia
Lineage: Eukaryota; Viridiplantae; Streptophyta; Magnoliopsida; Proteales; Proteaceae
Product: S-protein homolog 74-like
Exons: 1
Coding region: 1-462 (153 amino acids)
Source: RefSeq, a predicted model, not a curated record
AUGGCUCGCUUCACUAUUACAUUUGCAGUUCUAGUGCUAAUGUUACUUUCUCUCACAGAGUGGCAUUUGGUUUCUGCUACUUUUUAUAAGACAAUUCAUGUAACUGUUCACAAUGGUUUGGGAGGAAAUAGAGAAUUGGGUCUCCAUUGCAAAGCAGACGAUAGGGCUGGUUAUAAAGGAGAUCUGGGCGAGCAAAAAAUCCCUGAUAAUGGAGACUUUAAAUGGUCGUUUGGAAGGACACCUAGGGAUAAAUAUCCACUCUACUAUUGUGAAAUGACUUGGGAGAAAGCACCAAACCAGAAAGUAUUUGCUACCGGUAUUCAUAUCUAUGAUUUUCACCGGGAUGAUCCCUUGUGUGGCAAGUGGUGCGAGCGUACUGUCAAGAUGGACGGCGUUUAUGCUAUAGAUCUAGAGCAUCAGAAGACCAUUAAACUAUAUUCAUGGAAGCUUGAUUCUUAUUGA